Molecule: messenger RNA, 3456 nt
Organism: Emiliania huxleyi CCMP1516
Lineage: Eukaryota; Haptophyta; Isochrysidales; Noelaerhabdaceae
Exons: 16
Coding region: 1-3411 (1136 amino acids)
Biological process (GO): regulation of translation; cell morphogenesis; regulation of actin filament polymerization
Cellular component (GO): SCAR complex
Molecular function (GO): RNA 7-methylguanosine cap binding; small GTPase binding
Source: RefSeq, a predicted model, not a curated record
AUGGCCGCUGCGAUUUCGACCAACGAGCAGCUCGCCAGCCUGCAGCGCGACUUUGCACCCCACCUGGAGCUGCAGCCGCCGACAGAGCGCGUCGCCUGUAGUCUGCGGCCGCGCGCCAACCCGACAAACUACUCGGACCGCAAGGCGUUUGACCCCACUGGUGUGCUGAGUGCGGACGAAGCGACGGGCAUGGCGGAGCUGGAGGCGCUUGAGGCGCGCGGGCUCGAGCUCUGCUCGGCGCUGUACACCUACCGCUCCAUCGCGCGGGCGCUUCCGACCGCUGGCGGCGACGACGAGAACAAGAGGGCGAUGUACCUCACAUCGUUCGAGGUGCUGCACCCGCACGUGCAGCGCGUCAAGGAGCUGAUGUACUACAAGGACGACGCCGUCGCCAAGUUCUGCGCCAGCCUCGCCCUGUGCACCGGGCCCGGCUCCGACGGCUUGCUGCUCUCUCUCUCUCUCUCUCGCCGCUUGCUGCUCGCGCUGUCUCGCGUGUUCGACGUCGUCGCGGUCCUCGACUCGAUCAAGGACACAAAGGCGUGCCUCUCCAACGACCUCUCCGUGUACAAGCGCGCCUUUGCGCACUGCCGCGCCGACGUCACCAACGCCGACGCGAUCUUCAACUCGAACAACGCGCUGCAGCUCUUCCUGGCGGAGAAGGGGCCGCUGCUCUCGGCGCUCAAGGCGGCACGCCCUCGCCACCUCCCGAGACACGCCCUCCUCCCUCUGCCACGGCCACUUCGCCACCCGCCCAAUGCCUUUCUCUCUCGCAAGCUCCGCCGCGACCGGCUCGGCCGCCUCUUCAAGGUAAGCCCUGUCGUCCCCCUCUACGGCGACAUGCACGCCAACUUGCCCCUCAUCCUCCGCCGCUGCCCAAACUUCUCGCCCGCCGCGGCGGCCGAGCUGCUGCCGCACUCGCGGCGCGAGAUGGAGUCGCUGACCGGCAGCUAUGACGUGGUGGCGGCGGCGGGCUCGCUGCGCAGCCUCGUGGUCGACUACACCGCGUCCUUGCCGGCGCUGCUGCGGCGCGCCGAGGCUGUCGGCGGGCGGAGGCUGGGCCGCGACGAGCGCGGCGCGUUGGCGCGCGCCGUCUACGAGCAGGCGCCGCCAGCCGAUGGACAAGUGCUGCGCGGUUGCCGGUACAUGGCGGCGGUGCACUCGCGCCUCUCCGAGCUCGUCGCGCGGGGCGGUGUGCACGGCGUCUCUUCACACCGCCUGCUGUGCACUCGCGCCUCUCCGAAUUCGUCGCGUGGAAGCGAUCAACGGGCGUUUGUGCACGGCGCGCUCGGCCCGACGACGCGCAAGGCGGUCAAGCACGACAAGCCGCUCAAGAAGGCGCUGCUUGGCUUGCGCGGCCUCGCCGCCGACUUCCCGUCGCGAGAGGCGCGCGCGGAGGGCAUGGACGAGGCCGUGCUGAAGAGCAAGGAGUUCAAGGCGGGCGACCACGCGCACGACUUCCCGCCGCGCGCCGCCCCGCCGGCGAUGACGCAGCUGUGGCUGCUGCGCUCGGCGGUGCGCGCGCUCUCCGACGACCGCUCGCUCUUCGCCCAGAAGAGCUCGCUGCUGGCCGAGCCGGACCUGUCCCGCGAGGUGGCCAAGGAGAUGCGCUCGUUCUACGUGCAGUCGGCGCACUUUGAGCCGCUGCUGCAGCUCUCCGCCACGGCGCUGUCGGACGUGUCCUUCCUGUGGACGCGCGAGUUCUACCUCGAGCUCUGCGACGUGCAGUUCCCGACUUCGAUGUCGUUGCCGUGGGUGCUCACCGAGCACGUGCUGCGGCAGCGAAACACGCCGCUGAUGCCGCUCCUGCUCGCGCCGCUCGGCGUGUAUGCCGAGAUCGAGGGCGAGCUCGCUCUCGUCUUCGAGCAGGCGCUGUUCACGCUGUCCGAGCAGGUGCUCUUCACGCUGUCCGAGCAGGUGUUUGCGCACUGCAAGACGCGCGCCUCGCUCAUGCUGCUCGACCCGGCGCGGCUCGGCGGCAUCGCCGCCGCCGACGACGGCGCCGCCCAGGCGCUCGGCCGCAACUGGUAUGCGCCGCUGCUCGCGGAGCGGACCCUCGUGCUGCUCGGCCGCCCCAUCGAUUUGGCGGCGCAGCUGACGGUGCGGAUGGGCGCAAUGCUGCGCAGCUCCGUCGACGUCGCCAUCUCGCGGUUCGAGUCCAAGGAGCUGCUCGCCGUCGUCGAGCUUCAGGCGGCGCUGCGCGCGUGCCGGCUGACGCAUGUGCUGCUGCGAGAGGGUUUGCCCGACCUCGACGAGUUCGAGGAGGUGCUCGCGGAGGCCAACGAGGCGGUCGGCUUCCUCUCCUUCUCCUCGCGCAUUCUCGACAAGGCGACGCGCGACGCCAUCGACGACCUGCUGCCCAACUGCGCCUACCGGCAGGACGCCGUCCUCUUCGACCGGCCGCCGCCGACCGCCUUCACGCCGCCGCCCGAGCGCGACAAGGCGCCGCGCAGCACGCCGCCGCACCUGCUCUUCGGCACCAGCCCGCUGAAUGCGGAGUACGCCAUGCUCGCCGCCGCCGCCGGCACCGGCUUCGGGCCGCGCCAUGCCGAGGCGCUGCUCGAGGUGCUCGGCGAGGCCGGGAUGCAGGCGCUCUCCCGCGCGCUGAGCGAGCACCUGGCGGCGCUGCUGCCGCACUCGCUCUCGUCGUACGUGCUCGCGCUGCAGGAGGCGCUCCCCGCCGAGAUCAAGCAGCCGUCGCACGUCUACGGCGCCGCCGGCUGCCUCGGCUACUACGAGGCGAAGCUGCUCGACCUGCGCGGGUACGAGGAGCUGCACUCGGGCGUGCUGCACACCUUCCGCCGGCUCGGCAACGGCGUCGCCCUCGUCCGGCUCCUCGAGGCGGCGCUCGGGACCCGCUCCACGUUCGCCCUCGGCCAGCUCCCCGUCGAGGGCGGGCAGCCGCCGCUCGUCGCCGCCGCGACCGCCGUCGCGGCGGCGUGGGGGCAGCAGGCGGCCGACUCGGACAUGGUGCUGAUGGCGGAGCAGCUGGCGGGCGUGUGCGCGCCGGCGCGAAGCAGCGCGUCGCUGCUGCUGCCGCUCCUCGCGCGGCUCUCGGCCGAGCUUGCGCCGCUCAAAGCCUCGUGGCUCGGCGAGGGCGCCACCGCGCUGCACCGCGUCUGGUCGGCCGUCCAGUUCCUCUUCUGCACCGCCGAGCACGCGCCCGGCCUCGACAACGCCGCGCUCUUUGGCGACGGCGUCUCGCUCGCCGGCUGCCUCGUGCUGCACAUGCUGGGGCAGCGGCACGCAUUUGACUUGCACGCCUUCAACGCGCACGUCCUCGCCGUCCACCUCGCGGGCGGCGCGCCCGCCGACGCGACCCUCGACCGGUACCUCACCCGCGUCGCGCUGCUCAAGCGCGCCAACGAGGCGGCCUUUGCGAUGCUCGAGGCACUCGGCUGUGAAAAGCGGUGAACCGAUCAGCGAAAAUGUCUCACAUACUCAAUUCUCGAGAGCCCA